AUGGGUUCAAUAAGCCUUUGGAUGUUCCUGGUCCUGACGAUUUGCACCUGGAAUAAAACCAUCGGAUGCACUUGGAUGAGUACACAACCUCCGCCUCGGAGCAUGUUCCAUGUGUUCAGCAACUACACCAUAACGAUGCUUGAGAAAAUGGGUGAUGAAGUCUCUCCAAAAUGUCUGAUGACUUUCCCUUACGAGCUAUAUAGACAGGUCGACAAUUUCAAUGCUGACGACCAGAUUGCCUUCAUUUCGCAAACUCUGAACAAAAUAAUGAAAUUGUACAGCAGUGAUAAAUAUGAGUCCACCGCCUCGGACCAGAAAGGAUUUUACAAGUCGUUUAUGACAUACCUCGAACGCCAGACCUCGGAGCUGGACAGAUGCGAAUACAGCGCAAGCAGCUGGGAAGACAUAAGGACAGUGGUGCUGCUACACAUGGGAAGACUAGACACAACACGGACUAGCCAAUAA
Molecule: messenger RNA, 465 nt
Organism: Coregonus clupeaformis (lake whitefish)
Lineage: Eukaryota; Metazoa; Chordata; Actinopteri; Salmoniformes; Salmonidae
Product: interferon a3-like
Exons: 4
Coding region: 1-465 (154 amino acids)
Source: RefSeq, a predicted model, not a curated record